AUGGCGCCAUUCUGGUUACUGGCCGGCGUCCUGCUACUUGUGGCUUCCGCCGGCGACAGCGUCGUCGCCGGCCGGCCUGCCGGCUGCCCGAGUAGAUGCGGCGACGUUCGUAUCCCCUAUCCGUUCGGCAUCGGCGCCGGCUGCUUCCGCAGUGAAGGCUUCGAGAUCAUCUGUAAUACCAGCAAGAAGGGCAAAAGCGGCGUCGUCGUGCCGACCAUUGCUGCCACCAGGCAAGCCAUCCAGGUGCAGAAGCUGUCGGUGUACCCGCGGCCGGAGGUGAAGGUGAUGCUGCCGGUGGCGUUUCAGUGCUACAACUCCAGCGGCGGCGUCACCCGCAAUUUCGACGGCGAGGUUGAGUUCAACAGGAUGGGCGUGUACCGCAUCUCCGACGAGCGCAACAUGCUGGUCGUCCUCGGCUGCAACACCGUUGCCUGGACACAGCACGGGAACAGUGAGGGCAUAGGCCUCUACAUCAACCUCUACUACGCCGGCUGCGUCACCUACUGCAGCGAUUCUCACAGCGCCAAGGACGGCAAGUGCGCCGGCAUCGGCUGCUGUCACGUCGACAUCCCGCCGGAGCUUACCGACAACAACGUCACUUUCGAGAUAUGGCCGCGCGGCGAGCAGGUGGAGUUCAGCCCCUGCGACUACGCCUUCCUCGUUGCCAAGAACGAGUACCGAUUCCAGAGAGCCGACCUCAAGAUGAAGCUGAAACAGACCAUGCCGGUGUGGCUCGACUGGGCCAUCCGCGACGCCAACGCCUCGUCCUGCCCGCCGCCGGAGGCGCAGAAGACGACCGCCGGAUACGCUUGUGUGAGCGCCAAUAGUGAGUGCGUCAACUCCACCAACGGCCCCGGAUACUACUGCAGGUGCAGCAAUGGCUACCACGGUAAUCCCUACCACAGCGAUGGAUGCCAGGAUAUAAACGAGUGCGAUCCGUCCAACAAGGACAAGUAUCCCUGCUAUGGCGUUUGCAAGAACAUCAUAGGAGAUUACGAAUGCAGAUGUCCUACAGGUUAUCAGCCCAGUGGACGUGGUCCAAAGAACGACGAGUGCAGCCCCAAGUUCCCCGUUGCAGCACGACUUGCCCUUGGCAUCACUUUGGGAUUUUCCUUCCUGAUUGUUGUUGUUUUUUUCACACUAAUGAUGCUUCAAAAGAAAAGGAUGAAUGGCUAUUUCAAAAGAAAUGGUGGUUCAGUGUUACAGAAAGUAGAAAACAUUGUGAUUUUCUCCAAAGAUGAGAUAAAAAGAAUCCUAAAGAACAAUUCUGAAGUUCUUGGUCAAGGAGGAUAUGGCAAGGUUUACAAAGGCAGACUCAAAGACAAUACCCCUGUGGCUGUGAAGACUUCAAUUGAGCUAAAUGAAGAUCGAAGGGAAGAUUUCAUAAACGAAGUCACCAUACAAUCGCAAAUGAUACACAAUAACAUUAUCAAGCUAUUGGGUUGCUGCUUGGAGGUGGAUGCUCCAAUGUUAGUGUAUGAGUUUGCUGCUAAUGGUAGUUUAAAAGACAUUCUCCAUGGUGAUGCCAAUCGCCUAGUCCCUCUCACACUAGAUCUACGCUUAGACAUUGCAAUUGGAUCCGCAGAAGGCCUAAGAUACAUGCACUCAUCCUUAAGUAAUACAAUACGACAUGGCGAUGUCAAGCCAGCCAACAUACUUCUAACGGACAAGUUCAUCGCCAAGAUCUCAGACUUUGGGACAUCCAAGCUCCUUAAUGUAGACAGAGAAUUUACCAUGGUUGUUGUAGGAAGCAUGGGCUACAUAGAUCCAGUGUUCUAUUUGACUGGUCACUUAACACAAAAAAGUGAUGUGUAUAGUUUUGGAGUUGUUCUGCUAGAGCUAAUUAGCAGAAGGCCAACAAUAUACGGUAAGAAUUGCAGCCUCAUCGUUGAUUUCCAAGAGACAUAUGACCAAAUGAACAGUGGGAGGUCGUUGUUUGAUAAGGACAUUGCAACAAUGGAAGAAGAUGUCUUGAUCUUGGAAGAGAUAGGUAUGUUGGCAAUGGAGUGUAUGAAAGAAAAGAUCGAAGAACGGCCUGAUAUGAAGGAGGUAGUGGAGCGUCUUGUGAUACUACGAAGAUCUUGGAAGCUAAGACAGGAAACCAACCAUGUAAGCCCUCUACCAUACUUGGAGAAAAAUAGUAUCGAGGAAUUUCAUGAGAGCUUUGGUGAUGAUAGCACAACUAGUAAUGCAGCUAGCCCUUAUGAUGCCUUCCAAUCUAGCAGCAAAGAACUCUCAUAACCUAUAAAUCGACAACUGAAAGAGAAAGAGAAGAGAUUUAAUAUUAUAUAUAUGACCCAUCUUUAUAGAUGAAUGCAGUUACAUUUGAAAUAGGGAAGCAAUAUGUUUGUAGAACAAGAUUAUGUAAUCCCAAUGUUAUAGUGUUAACUCACUUCGUGUAAUUUAUUAAUUUUGUAUGAGAUUGUUUAUUGUACUCCAACUUUCCUUGGAACCAUUGGUCUAGGUUAGAUUUAAAGGUUGAUCUAUGUAUUACCCCAUGAGAGGUAAAACCUUGUUAUAAGGAAAUAAAAAGAUGUAUUUU
Oryza brachyantha (malo sina) is the source of this 2542-nucleotide messenger RNA. RefSeq names its product wall-associated receptor kinase 2-like. Gene Ontology annotation, cellular component: plasma membrane. Gene Ontology annotation, molecular function: ATP binding; calcium ion binding; protein serine/threonine kinase activity. The transcript is spliced from 3 exons. Bases 1 to 2241 code for a protein of 746 amino acids. The record is from RefSeq and is a predicted model, not a curated record. Lineage: Eukaryota; Viridiplantae; Streptophyta; Magnoliopsida; Poales; Poaceae. Gene Ontology annotation, biological process: cell surface receptor signaling pathway; protein phosphorylation.